Molecule: messenger RNA, 3455 nt
Organism: Equus quagga
Lineage: Eukaryota; Metazoa; Chordata; Mammalia; Perissodactyla; Equidae
Gene: FGFR4
Product: fibroblast growth factor receptor 4
Exons: 17
Coding region: 508-2898 (796 amino acids)
Biological process (GO): fibroblast growth factor receptor signaling pathway; positive regulation of ERK1 and ERK2 cascade; protein phosphorylation
Cellular component (GO): membrane; signaling receptor complex
Molecular function (GO): fibroblast growth factor binding; ATP binding; fibroblast growth factor receptor activity
Source: RefSeq, a predicted model, not a curated record
GUGCUUCCAGGUGAGGCAGACCUGAGCCAGGAGGGGCAGAGCGAUUGGGCCCACCUCCUGUGUGCCAGGCACUUGAGAUAUGAUGGAGAGGUCUGCAGGCAGCUCUUCCCUCUAGUUACAGAGUUCUCUCUUUAGGUGCAAUGCUGGUACCGGUACCGGCCACGAACAAACAGUGGGUCCUAAAUAAUCACAGCUAACACUGCAACUCAAGUGCUCGGCGUCAAGCAGUGCUCUAAAGGCUACACACACCAACACGUCGACUUUCUGCAACCACUUCUUGAGGAUCCUGCCAUUGUACCUGGUUUGCUGACAGGAAAAUGAAGACAGAGAUGAAGUGACUCGCCAAGGCCAUGUGUGAUGGUGCUGGGAUUUGAGUCCUGCAGUCUGUGCUCUGAAUCACUUCACUCCCUGCUUCUUUCUCCAUGCUCACAGGAGAGAAGCCAUCAAAGAGGGACUGGCAAGUCCAGAGGGCUUCUCUGAGCAAGUGAGCUGAGAUCUCAGAAUGGGAUGGAACUAACCCCACCUAAAGCGAAAGAUCAUGCCAGGAAGCGGCAACCACACUUGCAAAGGCCCAGAGGAAGGCAGUCGAUGGGAAGCCAAGCCUGGGUCUCCGUGAGCAGCAGGAAGGAGAUGUGGCUGCUGUUGGCCCUGUUGGGGGUCCUGCUGGGGGUGCCCGGGUCUCCAGCUUUGUCCCUUGAGGUCUCUGAGGAAAUGGAGCUGGAGCCCUGCCUGGCCCCUAGCCCAGAGCAGCAAGAGCAGAAGCUGACCGUGGUCCUUGGGCAGCCUGUGCGGUUAUGCUGUGGGCGGGCUGAGCGUGGUGGCCACUGGUACAAGGAGGGCAGUCGCCUGGCACCUGCUGGCCGAGUACGAGGCUGGAGGGGCCGCUUGGAGAUUGCCAGCUCUCUACUGGAGGAUGCUGGCCAUUACCUCUGCCUGGCACGGGGCUCCAUGCUUGUCCUGCACAAUGUCACCUUGGUUGUGGAUGAUUCCUUAACCUCCAGCAAUGAUGAUGAGGACCGCAAAGCCCACAGAGGCCCCUCAAAUGGGCACGUGUACCCCCAGCAAGCACCCUACUGGACACACCCUCAACGCAUGGAGAAGAAACUGCAUGCAGUGCCUGCUGGGAACACUGUCAAGUUCCGCUGCCCAGCUGCAGGCAACCCCACGCCCACCAUCCGCUGGCUCAAGGAUGGACAGGACUUCCAUGGGGAGCAUCGCAUUGGAGGCAUUCGGCUGCGCCACCAGCACUGGAGCCUGGUGAUGGAAAGCGUGGUGCCCUCGGACCGUGGCACGUAUACCUGCCUUGUGGAGAAUUCUCUGGGCAGCAUCCGCUACAGCUAUCUGCUGGACGUGCUGGAGCGGUCCCCGCACCGGCCCAUCCUGCAGGCGGGGCUCCCGGCCAACACCACAGCUGUGGCAGGCAGCGACGUGGAACUGCUGUGCAAGGUGUACAGCGAUGCCCAGCCCCACAUCCAAUGGCUGAAGCACAUCGUCAUCAAUGGCAGCAGCUUCGGUGCUGACGGCUUCCCAUAUGUGCAAGUCCUGAAGACAGCAGACAUCAAUAGCUCAGAGGUGGAGGUCCUGUACCUUCGGAACGUGUCGGCUGAGGAUGCAGGCGAGUACACCUGCCUGGCAGGCAACUCCAUCGGCCUCUCCUAUCAGUCGGCCUGGCUCACGGUGCUGCCAGAGGAGGACUUCGCGUGGGCAGCAGCAGCGCCCGAGGCCAGGUACACAGACAUUAUCCUGUAUGCGUCGGGCUCUCUGGCUUUGGUGGUGCUCCUGCUGCUGGCCGGGCUGUAUCGCGGGCAGGUGCUCCACGGCCGGCACCCCCGGCAGCCGGCCACUGUGCAGAAGUUGUCCCGCUUCCCUCUGGCCCGACAGUUCUCUCUGGAGUCGGGCUCCUCAGCCAAGUCAAGCUUGUCGCUGGUGCGGGGUGUCCAUCUCUCCUCCAACGGCCCCCCCUUGCUUGCUGGCCUUGUGAGCCUAGACCUACCUCUUGACCCGCUGUGGGAGUUUCCCCGAGACAGGCUGGUGCUCGGGAAGCCUCUGGGUGAGGGCUGCUUCGGGCAGGUGGUGCGUGCAGAGGCCUUCGGCAUGGACCCUGCCCAGCCUGACCAGGCCAGCACCGUGGCCGUCAAGAUGCUCAAGGACAAUGCCUCUGACAAGGAUUUGGCAGACCUGGUCUCUGAGAUGGAGGUGAUGAAGCUGAUUGGCCGACACAAGAACAUUAUCAACCUGCUGGGUGUCUGCACCCAGGAAGGGCCUCUGUACGUGAUUGUAGAGUGUGCCGCCAAGGGAAACCUGCGGGAGUUCCUGCGGGCCCGGCGCCCCCCAGGCCCCGACCUGAGCCCUGACGGGCCACGGAGCAGUGAGGGACCACUCUCCUUUCCCGCCCUGGUCUCCUGUGCCUACCAGGUGGCCCGAGGCAUGCAGUACCUGGAGUCUCGGAAGUGCAUCCACCGGGACCUGGCUGCUCGCAACGUGCUGGUGACUGAGGACAAUGUGAUGAAGAUUGCUGACUUUGGGCUGGCCCGCGGCGUCCACCACAUUGACUACUACAAGAAAACCAGCAACGGCCGCCUGCCUGUCAAGUGGAUGGCACCUGAGGCCUUAUUUGACCGAGUCUACACACACCAGAGUGAUGUGUACGGCCUGAUGCGUGAGUGCUGGCAUGCAGCACCCUCUCAGAGGCCCACUUUCAAGCAGCUAGUGGAGGCGCUGGACAAGGUCCUGCUGGCCGUCUCUGAGGAGUACCUUGACCUCCGCCUCACCUUUGGACCCUACUCCCCUGCCAGUGGGGAUGCCAGCAGCACCUGCUCUUCCAGCGACUCUGUCUUCAGCCACGAUCCCCUGCCACUGGGGCCCAGCUCCUACCCCUUCCCCAGGGUGCAGACAUGAGCAGGGGCAUGAGGUUGUACACACGGGCUGCCAGCUGGUGGCUUUGGGCCUCCUGGCUCAGCUGCAACUGGGCAGUGCUUGACCUCAGUGGCUGCAGGCCCUGGUCUCAGGAUACUGUCCAGAUCUCUGCUUCUGCUCUGAGGAGGUCCAUCCUUGGUCCCAGGGUCCCUGGUUGAGGCUUCCUGCUCUGCCCUCAGGUUCCCAAACCAGAGUUCAUCCCCAGUCUCAAGGCCCUGCCCUGCCCUUGAGCCAUGGCUGCAGCGUUCUAACAGCUGAGAGGCAGGGUUCUGCUUGGCCUCCUGGGCCUUGGCACUCGGUCCUGUUCCAGGGAUUUCGCUGGGCCUGGCUGCAGGGCUGUCCUAAACCCACCUGCUUCUCCACACCAAGAGAGGUCUUGGGCCCAUGAACCCCACUUCCCUAGGCCUCCCUUCGCCUCCCUCUACUGCUUAUCCCAGCAUCUUGGUGGAAGGAGCAUUGGCCCCUGGGCUCUUAGCUGACAGGCUAGAAGCCUGCCAAAAACACAGAAGCAAAGGGCCUUUUAUAAAUUAUUUUUUUGA